CUGAGGGAGAGAAGGAAAGAUCGGAGGCCGGCGGCGGAGGGAGGCGAGCCAUGAGGGUCGCCGUGGACUUCGAGGAGUGCCUCAAGGACUCGCCCCGGUUCAGGGCUGCUUUGGAAGAUGUGGAAGGAGAUGUGACAGAGCUAGAGCAGAAGCUGGACAAGUUAGUGAAGCUUUGUAUUGCGAUGAUCGACACGGGGAAGGCCUUCUGCCUGGCCAACAAGCAGUUCAUCCAUGGCAUUCAGGACCUGGCUCAGUAUUCCAGCAAGGAUGCCCUCGUGGAGACCAGCUUGACGAAGUUCUCCGACAGCCUCCAAGAGAUGAUCAAUUACCACACUAUCCUGUUUGACCAAACACAAAGAUCAAUUAAAGCGCAGCUUCAGACGUUCGUUAAAGAAGAUAUCAGGAAGUUCAAAGAUGCCAAGAAGCAGUUUGAGAAAGUCAGUGAAGAGAAGGAGAAUGCCCUGGCCAAGAAUGCCCAGGUCCCACGGACCAAGCAGCACGAGGUGGAAGAGGCCACCAACAUCCUGACGGCCACCAGGAAGUGCUUCCGCCACAUCGCUCUCGACUACGUCCUGCAGAUUAACGUUCUUCAGUCAAAGAGGAGGUCAGAGAUCCUAAAAUCGAUGCUGUCCUUCAUGUAUGCCCACCUGGCCUUUUUCCAUCAAGGCUACGACCUUUUUAGUGAACUUGGACCCUACAUGAAAGAUCUUGGAGCUCAGCUUGAGAGGUUGGCUGUAGAUGCUACGAGGGAGAAGAAGGAGAUGGAGCACAAACACUCCACUAUUCAGCAAAAGGACUUCUCCAGCGAUGACCCUAUGCUAGAGUACAAUGUGGAUGCCGCCAAUGGCGUCGUCAUGGAAGGCUACCUCUUCAAGCGAGCCAGCAACGCCUUCAAGACCUGGAACAGGAAAAAGCCCGAUGGCAUCAGGCGCUGGUUCUCCAUCCAGAACAAUCAGCUGGUCUACCAGAAGAAAUUCAAGGAUAACCCCACGGUGGUCGUGGAAGACCUUCGGCUCUGCACAGUCAAGCACUGCGAAGACAUUGAGAGGCGCUUCUGCUUUGAGGUCGUCUCUCCAACAAAGAGCUGCAUCCUUCAGGCAGACUCAGAGAAGCUGCGGCAAGCGUGGAUUAAGGCGGUGCAGGCCAGCAUUGCCACAGCCUACAGGGAGAAAGGGGACAGCACAGAGGUGGAGAGGAAGCCGUCCCCUUCCAGGGGGAGUCCGGAAACGGGCGCAGAACCCAAAGAGAAGCUGCUGAAAGGAGAGAGCUCUCUCCAGAGGGUGCAGAGCAUUCCUGGGAACGCUGUCUGCUGCGACUGCGGCCUGGCAGACCCCCGGUGGGCCAGCAUCAACCUGGGCAUCACGCUGUGCAUUGAGUGCUCUGGCAUCCACAGGAGCCUGGGUGUCCAUUUCUCCAAAGUCCGGUCCUUGACGCUUGACUCCUGGGAGCCAGAGCUGCUCAAGCUGAUGUGUGAACUGGGAAAUGAGGUCAUCAACAGGGUAUAUGAAGCAAGCGUGGAGAAGAUGGGCGUCAAGAAGCCUCAGCCCGGAAGCCAGAGGCAGGAGAGGGAGGAGUACAUCCGUGCCAAGUAUGUGGAGAAGAGGUUUGUGGAGAGAUGUCCUGCCACUUCCGGAGGGAAACCUCGCCCUCUGAGCCAGGGGCUUCAAAGGCACAGCGGCAGCCCGGAGGGGAGAGCUGGGGAAGAGGAGGCCCCCCCAACAGCCAAGGACCAAAUGGCAGCAGCGGCAGCUCUGAGAGGGGUUGUUGUCAGUAGCGACGAGGUGAGGCGGGAAUCCCUGUUCUGCCCCGAUGAGCUAGAUUCACUCUUCUCCUACUUUGAUACUGCCUCAAAGCUGCGGAGUAUGCGCAGCAACGACAGCGGCUUCCAGCACAGCAGGGAGCAGCUGGCCUCCGCCGUCUCAGCCAGCACCUUGUAUGAGCCAGAGACUGAAAGGCCUGAGGCUGCUGCUGCUUCUACUUCCCGAGACGCCCGGCCAGACGUUCCGGGGCUGCAGCUGUACUUGGCCUCCUUCCAGAAGAGCCUUCCUGGCAUGGCCGAGGCGCUGGCCCACGGGGCGGACGUCAACUGGGUCAACGCAGCGGAGGGCAGGUCCACACCGCUGAUCCAGGCCGUCCUGGGGGGCUCCUUGCUCACUUGUGAAUUCCUGCUCCAGAAUGGUGCCAACGUGAACCUCCGGGAUGCCAAGGGCAGGGGCCCCCUCCACCACGCCACCCUCUUGGGGCACACUGGGCAGGUGUGUUUGUUCCUGAAACGGGGCGCCAACCAACACGCCACGGACGAGGAAGGGAAGGACCCCCUGAGUGUGGCCAUUGAAGCUGCCAACGCGGAUAUAGUGACGCUGCUGCGCUUGGCCAGGAUGAACGAGGAGAUGCGGGAAUCGGAGGGACUCUACGGCCAGCCAGGAGACGAAACCUACCAGGACAUCUUUCGAGACUUCUCACAAAUGGCGUCCAAUAACCCGGAGAAGCUAAACCGCUUUCAGCCAUCAGAUGUGCAGAAGCCCUGAAGGCUCCGGGGCUGGGGGGAGACCAAGACUAGCCCCCGCCCCCUCCUUGAAAGCUCACCCCUCCUUUUUAUACAUAAACACUGCUUUGAGUAA
Lacerta agilis (Sand lizard) is the source of this 2621-nucleotide messenger RNA. RefSeq names its product ArfGAP with coiled-coil, ankyrin repeat and PH domains 2 (gene ACAP2). Gene Ontology annotation, cellular component: cytoplasm; endosome membrane. The record is from RefSeq and is a predicted model, not a curated record. The transcript has 25 exons. Lineage: Eukaryota; Metazoa; Chordata; Lepidosauria; Squamata; Lacertidae. Gene Ontology annotation, molecular function: protein binding; GTPase activator activity. The coding region runs from base 51 to 2528 and encodes 825 amino acids.